This is a messenger RNA of Pleurotus ostreatus (oyster mushroom), 1086 nucleotides long. RefSeq lists its product as uncharacterized. The transcript is spliced from 3 exons. Lineage: Eukaryota; Fungi; Basidiomycota; Agaricomycetes; Agaricales; Pleurotaceae. The record is from RefSeq and is a predicted model, not a curated record. Gene Ontology annotation, cellular component: transcription factor TFIIK complex; nucleus. Gene Ontology annotation, molecular function: cyclin-dependent protein serine/threonine kinase regulator activity. Gene Ontology annotation, biological process: regulation of cyclin-dependent protein serine/threonine kinase activity; regulation of transcription by RNA polymerase II. Bases 1 to 1086 code for a protein of 361 amino acids.
AUGGCUGCAACGCCGGCGACAUUGGCAGAGCAGGAGCCCACGCAGCCAACUAAGAUCCCUUUAUACGAGGCCAGCACGCAAUUCAAGCACUGGCGAUUCUCCGUGGACGAACUCGUACGGACGCGUGCCUCGAUGAACGAAGCCGCCGUAGAUGCCAUACGCGCAACGUUCGAGGCGGACGAGCCAGGCUCGUCAGCCAAUAUCGCGUUUCUCAAUUGGGAAGAGGAGCAGUUGCUCGUGAAACUGUAUAUGUCCAAGAUAUCGCAGCUGUGCGGUCAUUUCCGAUUUCCAGACGAAGUCGAGGCGACUGCAAUAAGCUACCUAAAGCGAUUCUAUCUCAAGAAUACGGUCAUGGACUGGCAUCCGAAGAAUGUUAUGUUGACCACGCUAUUUCUGGCGGCCAAAACUACCAAUAACCCAAUUUCACUGGAAGCCUUUACGACACAUAUACCAAAAACAUCGCCAUCGGACGUUCUCGACCUUGAAUUCCUUGUCGCUCAAAGCCUGGAGUUCGAGUUUGCCGUAUGGCACGCCCAUCGCGCUCUGUGGGGUAUCGUCCUGGACAUCCAGAGUCUUCCCCCAGCAGCUGCACAAACAGAAGAUCCUCCCCCGUCGCAGCUAUAUGAUGCAGCACUGGCCCAUAUACGCGAAUCACGACUGACCGACGCCGAAUUAAUUUACACGCCAUCGCAGAUCGCGUUGGCCGCUGCAUCCCUCGUCGCCCCAGACCUAGCAGCUCGGUGGUCUCACAGUAAACUGUCAGCAUCAGGCAGCGGGACUCCGCCCGCGGCUCUGGACGCUACUGUUGAAGCCAUCAAGAGCAUGAUCGUCAAUUUUGGUCACCCACCGAACGUGAAUGACGUACGUGAUAUCGAUCGACGGUUGAAAAUCUGCAAAAACCCGGAGAAAGUCGUUGGCAGCAAAGCGUACCUGGCGAAGAAAGCUGAGGAGGAACGCAAGGCUGAGGAGAAGCGGAACAAAAAGGCGGUGGAAUCCCAGAAUGCAAUGGCGAAUGGCGAUCCAUUUGAAGAGUUAGGCCAUAAGAAAGAGGCCCUAGUGGAUUAUGAUGAUGACGACGACGAUUAG